AUGUCCAACAACAACAAUGUACAUCAACAACAUCACCUAUCACAAUCAAUCAAUCAAUCAUCAUCAUCAUCAUCAUCCGGACCAGACCUCAGACGAGAGUAUUAUGUACGUGAAUUCGAUGUUACGCUUGCCGGUACCAAGGAACCAACCUCUGUUCAAUACUUUAUCAACGGUGUCAACGAACCAAUAUACUUCCCCGAUCGCACCCUGGCCGCCCUAUUCCACUGCAAUCUGUCCACAUUGCGCGGACGAUUCAAUCGUCUGACCAAAGACCCAAUCUACAAUGGGCAUCGUGUGCUCAUCAGUGAGAAGUCCAAGACCCGUCUAUCCACCUACCACUAUAUCAACUGGGGCAAGCGACCAAGUAUCUCUGGCUCGUCCUCCUCCUCAUCCACCGGCCUCAUAGUGUCUCCUCCAACAUCCCUGUCCAACAAUAGUGACGACCUGUCCCCGCUUCCAACUCCGUACACUCUAUCUCCAGCUGCCUCUCCAACUUUGAACUCUGCGACAACUACCAAGACCCCAACGACUUCCACUACGACCACAACAUCGGCAGGCAGUUCACCUCUCCAUGGCCUGGUGGCACUGAAUCACUUCAAAUUGGUCAACAUUGCACUAUCUGAAUGGAUCGCGGCCAACUAUGAUCGAUUGGGCACACACAUCAACAUCAUCAUUGAGAACUUUCAAAAGUGUCAAAUACCUUACCGUCGAGUCGGUGACGUAUUGUCCAUCGUGGUGGAGCAGAAGGAGGACCUACACGUCUACGGCAUGAACGCAUCUGGCAAUGUUGGUAUGAUGGGCUCACUGCCAUUCUAUCAAAGGACACCCGCACUAUCAUUCAGCAAUGGUGGAGGAGGGCAGUCUCCAGGCCUCAUGACUACCGACUACUCUCCCCAGUCAUCUCCAACCACUCAAUAUUCAUACUUGACACAAUCGUCCAGUUCGUCAUCAUUAUUUGGAGAUUUCUUAGACAAUGGGUACGACAACUCAAGUUCAACAAUGACAUCACCUCGAGAGUAUGCCAGUCCACAACUGCCUCCACCCCUUCGUUUGAGCUCAUCGGACAACUCAAUCUCAAACAACAACAACUACAAUGGCAUAGGCAACAAGUAUAGACCAUCGACAUCAUUGAAUGGUUACUAUGACACAAUACAAAGACCAACACCGUAUCGUUGUGGUAGUGGCAGUGGCAAUGGCAUUGGCAGUGGAAGUGGAAGUAGUGGCAAUCAGAUAUCACCACGUGGAUUGAAGGGUGGCCACUCCAGUCCACAUUAUCAUCCAUAUGGAUCGAAUGGACCAUAUAAACCAUCAACACCAUUUCAAACAGUCAUUGAGGAGAGGCUAUCACCAGACUCGCGACACAUCGAGGUGAUUGAUCAAGUGCCAUCAUCCUGUGAUAACAGUCCACUAUUACGUCCUGAUGACAGAGAUAUAUUCGACCUUCAUCAUCAAUCGAGGAACAACAACAACAACAAUCACAAUUCAUCAUACGGACUUAAUGGAACAUCUGCAUUCAAUACACACCAAUUCCAUGUCAAACCAACUGGAUAUCCAUUCAAUGAUAUCCACCAUUUCAACAACAAUAACAACAAUCACAAUUCAACUACGACAACAAUGGUGCCAUUUAACUACAAUCACAAUCAUAUUAUCCCUGGGCCAUCAACCCUGAAAAUAUCACCAUCCAAGAAGUUGGCACCAUUCCUACUCCAGAACGAUUCACCGCCACGCCCUCACAACGUCAGCAAGCCAGACAUCCCGAAACUAUCAUUCAACAGGAAACAAGAAUGUCUCGAAGGUCAAGGUGAUACAUGGGUGGACUGUAAUAGCCCAUCAUCCUCCAUCUCCAUCUCCACCAACAACCAGUCAUAUGACAACCGACCAUCAACUGUAAAUACUACAACUACUUCAUCAACAUCAUCAAACUUUGACAUCAAGAAUAUACUCAAUGAUCAAUGA
Molecule: messenger RNA, 1956 nt
Organism: Acytostelium subglobosum LB1
Lineage: Eukaryota; Evosea; Eumycetozoa; Acytosteliales; Acytosteliaceae
Exons: 2
Coding region: 1-1956 (651 amino acids)
Source: RefSeq, a predicted model, not a curated record